AUGUAUCACCGGCUUUAUGAAACGCCGGUCCAUCUUCUGAUAACGAGGCGUACGCACACUGCACUGCGGUUGCCGCAUUCGUACCAGACGGAGCACAAGGAGGGGGCUCGUUGA
Chondrus crispus (carragheen) is the source of this 114-nucleotide messenger RNA. RefSeq lists its product as hypothetical. The coding region runs from base 1 to 114 and encodes 37 amino acids. Lineage: Eukaryota; Rhodophyta; Florideophyceae; Gigartinales; Gigartinaceae. The record is from RefSeq and is a predicted model, not a curated record. The transcript has a single exon.